AUGGACGCGCCUGGCGCGACAGAGGUGGAGAGCGCCAGCCAAGCCCACUUGGAGCAGCAGGGAACAUCAACAGUGCAGGCCACCAAUGACGAACACGAGCAGCGCGAUGAGUCGACCCAGGGUGGACCGGGCAGCGGCGACGAGGGUGGCGAGCAGCACAGCUCUGAAGACGACGAUGAGGGAGGAGAUGACGGAGAACAGGAUGAUAACGACGAUGAAGAGGAAGAGGAGGAAGAGGAGGAAGAGGAACCAAAGCUCAAAUAUGCAUAUCUGACGAAACAGAUCGGGUCUGUUUACCGCAAUGGAGACGCCACGAGCUCGUUUCUUACCGUGGGGGACAAGAUGAUCAUUGGGACACAUAAUGGGAACAUCCAUGUCUUAUCACUGCCGCAAUUGCAGCCGGUACGCGUCUAUCAUGCACACUCAGCGAGCGUGACGUCUAUAUCUGUGUCGCCGUUCCCUCUUCCCGUGUCUACUGUCAAGAUCGAUGCCAUCGCUCGGCUCUCUGCCGAUGACCGUGGCUCAAUCCGGUCCUCAUCGAGCUCCUUUGUUUCUCGCAGUGCCCAACCAAAGGGUUAUCAGGGAGCAGCUCUUGUUUCCACCGGUUCCAACGCCAUACACAUUGCUACCUCAUCGAUUGAUGGAAACGUUUGUGUGGCCUCGUUAACGGAUCCGAGAGAUGUUCUUCUCCGGAAUUUCGGACGACCAGUCCAAGCUGUUGCGCUUUCUCCCGAGUAUAAACAGGAUAAAUCAUUCUUGUCGGGCGGUCGGGCUGGGGAUCUCAUACUUACGACCGGUGGCCGUGUGGGUACGACUACGAACUCGACAACGAUGGGAGGUGCAGCGGCUACCGCUUCCAGCUGGCUGGGUUCCAUUGGGCUGGGGGGAAACAAUGGGAAGGAUACAAUUCUGCACAGUGGAGAAGGCGCGAUCAGUACAAUUAAAUGGUCUCUCUCGGGCAAAUACGUUGUCUGGGUCAAUGAGGAAGGGAUUAAGCUUAUGCGGUCAAACCUACAUCUCGACUCCGCAGACUUGGAUCUCGCGUGGAAACGAGUCAGUCACAUAGAUCGACCGAACAGUACUGGAUGGGAAGAGAUGGCCGGGGUCUGGAAAGCAAGGGCAGAGUGGAUCGAUAUGACCUCUCUCGACAAGGACGACGGCUCUCCGCCGACGGGAAACUCAUCAAGAGAGACACUGUCCCAGCUACUUCCCACAGCAGAGAGCACAGAGAAACUCGUAGUGGGAUGGGGUGGAACCGUCUGGGUCAUUAAUGUUUUCCCCGAUCGCCCAAAUAAGAAUGCCAAAGAACCGAGACUGGGCUCUGCGGAGGUUGCAGCCAUUUUACGCACCGACUGCAUUAUAUCCGGCAUUUCAAUGUAUACGCCCAGUCUUCUCAUGGUCCUCGCUUACAUUGAGGACGACGAGAGCUCUCGACGUGGAAACCGCCGACAAAAGGGCCUGGAGCCUGAACUCCGUAUCAUCAAUAUUGAGACUAAAGAAGAAGUCAGUGCUGAUACGCUUGCGGUCAGCCGAUAUGAGAACCUCGCGCCAUCAGAUUACCACAUGAGCGUCUUGCCUCCAUUCAAGACCCCAAUAAAUAUCGCACAACGAGGUGCGCUGGGAGCUCUAGGAAAUGGCCUCUGGGAUGCGACUAUGUACCCGGCCCGGCUCUUCAGCUCUGGCGCUAGCAUUCGCAGCAACACAAGUGGAAGUCGGGAGAGAGGUUCUAGUAAAGCUCCCAGCUCAUUCGCAUCUAGACGCCUCUCAAACGAUGAGCUACUGCCGAAAGAAAUCAGGGAUGCUGCGAAUGCAGAAGGCACAAAAAUAUUUAUCCACAGCCCAUACGACUGUGUUGUUGCAGUGAAACGAGACCUUUCAGAUCGGUUAGCGUGGCUGGAUUCCCAUGGUCAGUAUGAGGAGGCGUGGAAGCUCCUUGACGAGCAUCCAGAGGCGGCUGGAUCUACGAGCGAGUAUAACGAUGCUCUAUUUGAUGAACCGACAGGAUCUCAAGACAGUCUCGGCGAAUUUUUCGCAGAUGAAAGAUCAUCGGUCACCACCAUCGGACGAAAUGUGAAUACGGUUGCCGAGCAGGAGAAACGCAGGAUCGGCGAAAAAUGGAUUGACCAGCUCAUUAAGGGGGGGGAAUGGGACGAAGCAGCGGAGACCUGUUGCCGGGUUCUGCAGACGGGUACCAGAUGGGACCAUUGGGCCUGGGUCUUUAUAAAGGCUCAGAAAUUCGCCGAGAUCACCACACAUAUUCCCACGGACCUCCACCCGCCGUUGUCUUCUCAGAUCUAUGAAGUCAUUCUUGGACACUACGUUACUCGAGACCCAGCGCGACUCAAAGAACUACUUGAUACAUGGCCGCUGGACCUUUUCGAUGUCGACGGGGUUACUGUGGCGAUCGAGGACCACAUCCGGUCGAACGAAAUCGCCUCCGAAUCAGAUGAUUGGCGUUUACUGAUGGAGAGUCUCGCCAAGCUCUUUCUCGCAGCAGGCCAUUAUCGCGAAGCUUUGCGUUGCUAUAUUCAUCUCCAAGAUGGGGAUGCCGCGAUGUCCCUCAUCCGCGAACAUCGCUUAGUAGAUGCCGUUUCCGACGACAUCCCUGCGUUCAUAUCCAUCCGCGUUUCCAAGCAGCAAAUCAAGUCGGCGCCAAUCACAGAACUUGAAGAGAUCACAGCCGAGCCGAUCAAGCUGCUCGUGGGCGAAGCUUACACGGGCAUCGUUCCCCCGCAGACAGUAGUCAGCCAACUCCAAGCUGCCAACCGAUUGGUCUUUUUAUACUUCUAUCUGCGUGCGCUUUGGCGAGGAGAGUCGCUUUUUCACGAGGGUGUCAAACUUCGUCGAGGUCGCGGUGUCCAUCGAGACGCAGCUAAUAGGCUUGCCGCAGACGAAGGCAAGGCGUUGAUCGAUCCGUUUGCCGACACGGCUGUGGAGCUUUUUGCAGAGUAUGACCGCACCCUCUUGAUGGAAUUCCUGCAGAUCAGCACCUCGUAUGCCUUUGACAGCGCCACGGCGAUUUGUGAACAGCGUCGAUAUACGCCGGAGCUGAUCUACCUCUUGUCCAAGAUGGGCCAGACGAAGAAGGCACUAAAUCUCAUCCUUUCCGAUCUGCAAGACGUCUCACAAGCCAUCUCCUUUGCCAAAUCCCAGAACGACCCGGAUCUAUGGGAAGACCUCCUGGACUAUUCCAUGGACAAGCCCCGGUUCAUCCACGGGCUUCUGGUGGAAGGGGGCACGGCCAUCGACCCCAUCAAGCUCGUCCGACGUAUCCCCAGCGGGCUCGAGAUCGAAGGGCUACGAGAGGGUCUGACCCGCAUGAUCCGCGAACAUGACCUCCAAGCCAGCAUCAGCCAAGGGGCAGCCAAAGUCCUGCAAAGCGAGGUUGCGCUCGGGAUGGACUCUCUGCGUCGGGGCCAGAGACGAGGCAUCAAAUUCAACAUUGCCGAGCCCACCAACAGAGAAGAGAAGGACAAGGACAAGGACAAGAGCAAGGACCCGUUAAUCCCCACCGAAACGACCAAACCGUCCGGUCUUCAACCUGGUUGCUGUGGAGGCUGCCACGCCCCAUUCCAAGCAAAUGAAAAAGAAAUCCUGGUAGGCUUCGCCUGCGGCCACGUCUUUCACCUCUCCCACCUCCACCCGCCGCCCUCAUCCCAGCUACCCUCGUCCCGGUCCUCCCCGCCGCCCACCCGCACCCCAACGGCAGAUACAUACCUGGCCUCCACGUCGCGAACGGUCGGGCCAAAAGUCAUCACGGCGCGGCUGCUGCGCGACCGGGUCGGCGAGGGGUGCCGGAUCUGCGCCUUGGGCAAGAAGAUUGAGGCCCUGGGCGAAUCGGAUAGAUAG
Messenger RNA from Penicilliopsis zonata CBS 506.65, 3849 nucleotides. RefSeq lists its product as hypothetical. Gene Ontology annotation, biological process: macroautophagy; cellular response to starvation; vesicle-mediated transport. Bases 1 to 3849 code for a protein of 1282 amino acids. The transcript has 5 exons. The record is from RefSeq and is a predicted model, not a curated record. Gene Ontology annotation, molecular function: protein binding. Lineage: Eukaryota; Fungi; Ascomycota; Eurotiomycetes; Eurotiales; Aspergillaceae. Gene Ontology annotation, cellular component: late endosome; HOPS complex.